CCGCCGGGCUGCCGUCGCGGGGGUGGGGAGGCGGGGCCGCAGCGGCAGUCAUGGCGGCGUCCGUCGUCCCGGAAAGUGACAGCAUCCGCAGGGCCGUGUCGCUGCUGAACGCCAUGGACCCGGGCCGGUUCCCGCGGCUCCUCUCCCGCCUUCUCCAGAAGCUGCACCUGAAGGCUGAAAGUAUCUUCAGUGAAGAGGAGGAAGAAAAACUUCAAAUAGCUUUUUCAUUGGAAAAACAGGAUCUUCAUCUAGUCCUUGAAACUAUAUCAUUCAUUUUGGAACAGGCAGUCUAUCAUAAUUUGAAACCUGCUUCAUUGCAACAACAGCUGCAAAACAUUCACCUGGAUCAAGACAAAGCUGAAACAUUUGCCAGUGCAUGGGCGGCUGCAGGUCAAGAUACCAUUGAAAAGUUCAGGCAGAGGGUUUUGACCCCUCAGAAGCUCGAAACAAUUGGAUGGCAGCUUAAUCUUCAAAUGGCAGAGUCCAUGCAAGCGAAGCUGAAGUCUCCUCGAGCUGUGCUAGAGCUGGGAGUGAGCGACGAAGAUUCAAAGAGGAAUGUGAGAAGUAAGAGUGUGUUCUUAAAGAGUUGCUGCUAUGCCUCUUCACUAGGAAGAUCCAGUAAAGUGCAUUACUGUAUAAGAACCUCAAGAAAAUGUUUGUAGAAUUUAGUCAUCAGGAGCUGUUUGAGUUCUAUAACAAGCUGGAAACUAUACAAGCACAGCUGGAUUCCCUUAUGUGAUGUUUUUGAAGACUUAUUUCUCCAUCACACUCCUGCCACCUCAUUAUUUUGAAUUGAAGAUAGUUUGCCAAGCUGUGUUUGCUGAAGGAUUCAGUGGGUUGCUUCCUGUAAAAUUAUAUGGCUCAUCUCCUUUUUAGACCAGUAACAUUAGCCAAGAGCCUUUGUUAAGAGUCUGAAGAUUCUAAUGGACUUUCUCUUGUUUUCUGAGCAAUUGUGAAGAAUAGUUUUACUUGCAGAAAGAAAAAAGAAUGCUACCAUGCUUUAGAAUUUUAAUUUUUUUUUUUUGUCCUGUUAUGUGUGUUAGUUGAUUCUGGUAGAAAUUUGCAUACUAGUGAGGGACCAAGAAUCAAGUCUAUUUCUUAGACAUAAAAAGAAUAUAAAAGUAGUAAAAAAAAUACACAACUAAUAAAAUCUCUAUCAUUUUAAAUUGUUAUUCACAUGAUUGAUAAUGCUUAUUUCAAAUUUGUCAAAAUAAAUUCACAAUUUAAAAAUGAA
Messenger RNA from Harpia harpyja (harpy eagle), 1234 nucleotides. RefSeq names its product COMM domain containing 10 (gene COMMD10). Lineage: Eukaryota; Metazoa; Chordata; Aves; Accipitriformes; Accipitridae. The coding region runs from base 51 to 662 and encodes 203 amino acids. The record is from RefSeq and is a predicted model, not a curated record. The transcript is spliced from 8 exons.